Messenger RNA from Schistosoma turkestanicum, 1258 nucleotides. Lineage: Eukaryota; Metazoa; Platyhelminthes; Trematoda; Strigeidida; Schistosomatidae. The record is from the annotation of a GenBank genome assembly.
UUCGAUUCCUUGUAUUUUAUUUCUGCAUAACAAAUUCAAAAAAUAUUUUGGUUCUUAUACCGUUAGGUCCAAGUCACUGGGGACAGACAGCUUUUAUGGCUAUUGCCAAUGAUGUUUGGCCAGCUUGUUAUCAGGGAAAAAUGCAGUCCCCAAUCAGCAUCUCUACGAAACAUUUACUAUAUGACCCUAAUUUGGUGCCAUUGAAAAUUUCUGGUUCAGAUAAUCAAAUUGACGUAGAGAUAGUGAAUACAGGACAAGAUUUACAAGUGAAAAUUCUUGAUUCAACAGCAUCAGUUAUAUUCAGUGAAGGACCAUUAGUUUAUAAUUACAAAUUCUUUGGAGCUUUAAUCAAAUUCGGCUCAAGAACAGAUCGUGGUUCAGACCAUCAAAUCGAUGGUAUUGCUUUUCCAGCUGAGCUACAAAUGUACGCAUACAAUUUUAUUUUAUAUCCAAACUUUUCUACCGCGCUUUCUAAACCAAAUGGAUUAGCUGUAUUGUCAGUAUUUUUUAAAAUUGGUGACCAAUCUUCAGCUGACUUGGAAGCGUUACUAUCCACAGCAGAACAGGUUCAACUGAAAGGACAAUCUAAAAGGCUUCAUGGUUUGUUGUUGGAUGCUAUUGUACCAUCCACAAUGCAGUAUAUGACAUACCCAGGUUCAUUACCAUUCCCAGCCUGUUAUGAGACUGCAACAUGGAUUUUAUUGAAUCAAGCAAUUGUAAUUACAGAAACUCAACUGAAAUCACUUCGUCAACUUCGAAUAGCACCAUUUCGAGGAUCAGGCAGCAUGGCUGACAAUUAUCGUACCAUUCAAAAAUUGAAUAAUCGGUCAGUUCGAACAAAUAUUGAUUUUAUAAAAAGUCAACCCUACUGUUCAAUGGAAGCUAGAAGGACAUAUUUUGCACCUUCAUUGCCAUAGUUCAACAUUCCAAACAUUUUCUCAACUUAUUUUUAUUCUUGCUUACAUAAAGAAGUGAUUUUCAUCUGACAAUUUUUACGAAUGAACCAGUAAUAACAUAACUUUGUAUACAUACAAUCGAGGAACAACUUGUAUAACUAUGAUUUUCUAAUCUACCUCAACAUCAGGGACUUGAAAAUAUAUAAGUAUUUUAGUGUGAUGAAAUAUGUACCAUAUGCAUAUUACGUUUUUUCCCCUGUCAAAUUCCAUCUCCCAUGAACGAUUUCAUUGUAAAUAUGUCCUUUUGCAGAUUUCCGUGUGUACAUUAUUUAAGCAUGUUUUUAUCUGAAACUUCAUGUAAA